UUUAGGAAUCGAAGGGUUGGUUCUGAGUUUCUCCGGAGACACAACUGUAUAAACAGCACGGUGACACUCUCCCAUUGACAGAUGUCAGAUCCCGGGCGAUGCCUCCACAGCUUCCGGAAACUCAGGGACUUCGCGGCCAAAGGCUGCUGGGAAGCACAGCUGUCUUUAGCCAAAGCCUGUGCACAUGGAAGCCAGCUGGGACUAGGCGCAAAGGCCUCGGCUGGGGUGGUGCGCCCCCUCUUUCAGACCUCCCGCGCUGUCAGCAAGCAGCAGGUCUUCUCUGUGCAGAAGGGCCUCAGCGACACGAUGAGGUACAUCUUGAUUGACUGGCUGGUAGAAGUCGCCACUAUGAAGGACUUCACGAGCCUGUGCCUUCACCUGACCGUGGAGUGCGUGGACCGGUACCUGCGGAGGAGGCUGGUGCCCCGGUACAGGCUCCAGCUGCUGGGCAUUGCCUGCAUGGUCAUCUGCACCCGGUUCAUCAGCAAAGAGAUCCUGACAAUCCGCGAGGCUGUGUGGCUCACAGACAACACGUACAAGUAUGAGGACCUGGUACGGAUGAUGGGAGAGAUCAUCUCUGCCCUGGAAGGGAAGAUUCGGGUCCCCACUGUGGUUGAUUACAAGGACGUCCUGCUGACGCUGGUCCCAGUGGCGCCGAGAACCCAGCACCUGUGCAGCUUCCUGUGUGAGCUCUCCCUGCUGCACACCAGCCUGGCGGCCUACGCUCCAGCCCAUCUGGCCGCGGCCGCCCUACUGCUCGCAAGGCUGACGCACAGGCAGACACAGCCCUGGACCACGCGGUUGUGGGACCUGACUGGGUUCUCCUGUGAAGACCUCAUACCCUGUGUCCUGAGCCUUCAUCAGAAGUGCUUUCAUGAUGACGCCCCCAAGGACUAUAGGCAAGUGUCUCUGACCGCCGUGAAGCAGCGAUUCGAGGACAAGCGCUACGAAGAGAUCAGCCAGGAAGAGGUACUGAGCUACGGCCAGCUGUGCACAGCUCUGGGAGUGAAGCAGGGCAGCCUGGAGCCCACGUCUUUCCUCAGCACAGGGGACAUCCAUGCCUUCCUCACCUCUCCUUCAGGAAGGAGGACCAAGCGGAAGCGGGAGAACAGCCUCCAGGAGGACAGGGGCAGCUUCGUCACCACGCCCACCGCGGAGCUGUCCAGCCAGGAGGAGAUGCUGCUGGGCAGCUUUCUGGACUGGAGCCUGGACUACUGCUCUGGCUACGAGGGUGACCAGGAAAGCGAGGGUGAGAAGGACGGUGACGUGACGGCCCCCAGCGGCAUCCUUGAUGUCACCGUGGUCUAUCUGAGCCCCGAACAGCACUGCUGCCAGGAAUCGAGUGAUGAGGAGGCCUGCCCGGAGGACAGGGGACGCCAGGACCCGCGCACCUGGGUACCAGGCCCCCAGACGCCUCCAACGCCAGGGCCUGAGCCUCGGCUCUGCAGCACAAGGGAGCCAGGCAGGGACAGUGUGACCUCAGGGUACUCCUCCAUCAGCAGCGCGAGUCCCACAAACUCAGUGGACAGCAUCUCAGGGGGCCCUCCCCAAUCUACCUCAGCGCUGUCCCCAGGCAGCGACUCAAACACACAGCCUUGCCACCACCAUGCCAAGAAGUCGUGUUUACAGUGUCGCUCUCCAAGCCCUCUGGAGAGCAGCGUUCCCCAGGUGAAGAGGAAAAACCUAUCCACCCACAGCAAGGAGGAAGAGGAGGAGGAGGAGAGGGACCUGAGCCGGGCUUGCUGAGGCUGUGAGUGUGCCCGUGCUUCCCGCAGGGAACAUUUGCUAAGGGAGGGCUGCCGCUGCACUAGGGAGCCGUGGGGGCGCUGGAGAUGGAUGCCAUGUGGACCCCAGUGGCUCUCGCACAGGGAACGGAGAGAACACGGGACGCUAAGUUUCUUUCUCCAGGGUAGUCCCAUGUGAGCCGUCAGAAUGUCUGAAUCAGAACAAAAACUCAGAUUCUUCCCUUUGGGAAGCUUAGCCUCAAAGCAAUCAUGCCACACCCUGUGAAGCCCGUUUCUCUGUCCCCUCUUGUGUCUGUCCUGCUCUCUCUGGGGAGCUUGAGCCCACGUCCUGAUCUCCCCAGCCCCACUGAACCCCAUCCCAGGAGCCGACAGCUUUCACAGUUGAGAACACGUGGGACCAGGUGGCCUGGCCCAGCUCCCCUCCCGGCAUCUCUCUGGUUUUGGAUUCUGGGGGGAGCUGACAGGUCUGAGCGCACCUCCGUCCUCAUAUCUCCACCCCCACCCCCCCGCUCCCAUCCUCACUGGGUGCAGGUCCCCUGCUGAGGGAGCCAUGCCCCUGCACACUGCUGUGGACUGCAUGGGACCGCCAGGUGGGGGGCCCUAAUUGCUUUCUUGGCCCUCAGCUCCCUGCCCACCACACUCUCCACUCCUUCAGAAAUCUGUCCCUUCCUGCAGAGUGAUUGGUCUUUGUCCCCAGCAGGUGGUGUCCGUAUGAACACCUCUCUUUGCACUGAAUUUCUAGGCCAUUUCUUUUCCUCUCUAUUUCCAUCCUUUGUUCUUCUAAGAUGGAAAUAAAAGAAAAAUUAAAGAUAGAAGGCAUUAAAUUUUAAAAAGAGAUUCUUAACUUUAUUUAGGCUCAACUAAAGAAAAAAGGAACAUCUGAUUCAGAUCCCUCAGUGCUAUCCUGACACUCUUCCCAGAGAGAUUAGAUGGAAAAAAAUUGUCAUUUGUAACAUCUGAGGUGACCACAGUGCAGAAGAGUGAGACUCAGAGGACCUGUCCCCACCUGUUGGGUGAGGGUGGAUCUGCUGUGGGUUCCUGAGGCUCCCCCACACCUGCCACCUCCUGGGUACAGCAGCCAAAACACCAGCGGGAUCUGCUCUAGACUGACCCCAACCACCCCCCGGUCGGGUGGACCACUGAGACACGUGCCCUGCACGGAUAGCUUCUGCUGCUUCUCGGAACGUCGGAAAGAACCACUGGGCCAGGAGCCAUCCCCCAAAUGCUCUUGAACCCGAGCUCUGUGGAAGGAAGAGAUACUCUGUGGUAGCUUUUCUGGGUGCUUGUGUGUGUGCAAGCGUGGGUGUGGGUGUGUGUGGGUGUGGCUGUGGGAGCUGUCUUCCUGCUACUGUAAAAGAAUUCUGACCACCCCGGUGGCGCACGGUUAAGAUCGCAGAUCUUUCCUGUCAACUGUGCCCCUGGGCAUGUGUGAGCCUCAGUAUCCUCAUCUGUAAGAUGUGGCCAUAGUACCUACCUCACAGGGGUG
This is a messenger RNA of Leptonychotes weddellii (Weddell seal), 3231 nucleotides long. RefSeq names its product cyclin F (gene CCNF). Gene Ontology annotation, molecular function: protein binding. Lineage: Eukaryota; Metazoa; Chordata; Mammalia; Carnivora; Phocidae. The record is from RefSeq and is a predicted model, not a curated record.